AUGAGUCACGCCAUUUUCUGUUCAGUCUGUGAUGUCAACGUUGAGUUCUAUCCUUUCGAUCAGCAGGCUUGCCAGAUGAAGUUCUCUUCCUGGACGUACGACGUCACAAACAUCGUCGUGUCGGAAGCGAUGGUUGACAUCGGCCACUUCAACGAAAACCCAGAAUUCUUUCUGGAAGAUUUCUACGUGACCAAGACGGAGGAAUUCAACGACUGCUGCCCUCUGCCGUUCUCAACCUUGAAGUACGUGGUACAGCUGCAGCGACAGAGCAAGUUUGCGCUUUUCUUCUACGUUGUGCCAGGCAUUCUCAUCAACAUUUGCGCGUUGCUGGUGUUCCUACUCCCGGUCGAGUCAGGCGAGAAAGUUGGCUUGGGCGUCAACUCGAUGUUGGCCAUGAUUGUCUUCCUUAUCGCCAUGACCGAGAACCUGCCACCAACUGAGAAGCUGCCGCUCGCUGGUGUGUACUACGGAGUGUGUCUGUCGCUGGUAGCCAUCAACAUCGCCUUCUCCGUGUACGUCCUGAACCUGAACUACACGGGCCUGCGGGGUUUUGUUGUCCCGAGGCCGAUGAGGCGAGACGCAGCGAUUGUCUCGACUAAAGUCGAGAUUCUGAGCAACUCCGACAACCCCGACCUACCCGACCACAUCAGGGAACUUUUCCCAGACUUCGUCCCCGCUGCCAACCAACCGCCCCCACUAAAAGACGCCUACGAGCGCCGCGCGUGUAGCGCCGUAGAGAAGCUCGCAGCUUUAUUCGAGAAGCAGGACAGCGCCAGCGUCAAGGCACAGAGGCAGUCGGUCAUCCAAGAUGAAUGGAAAUUUGUAUCCAGAACUCUGGACAGGUUGCUGGUGAUCGUGUUCGCUGUAAUAGCCCUGAUUUUUAACGUGUACCUUCUCGCAGCUUCGCCAUUUGGGUACAAGUUUGAGUUCUGUCCGUUGCUGGGAGGCUGCGAUGACAUGACCGAACAUCAAGUGAGGGAUCUCAUUAAGAGGAUUGCUGAACACACGGCAACGGGACUCCUUCCUUCAGGAGUAAUGUCUACUGGUCAUUAA
Molecule: messenger RNA, 1053 nt
Organism: Hyalella azteca
Lineage: Eukaryota; Metazoa; Arthropoda; Malacostraca; Amphipoda; Hyalellidae
Product: acetylcholine receptor subunit alpha-1-A-like
Exons: 7
Coding region: 1-1053 (350 amino acids)
Biological process (GO): signal transduction; nervous system process; regulation of membrane potential
Cellular component (GO): membrane; synapse; neuron projection
Molecular function (GO): neurotransmitter receptor activity; transmembrane signaling receptor activity; extracellular ligand-gated monoatomic ion channel activity
Source: RefSeq, a predicted model, not a curated record